This is a messenger RNA of Marchantia polymorpha subsp. ruderalis, 3740 nucleotides long. The record is from the annotation of a GenBank genome assembly. NCBI's taxonomy places the organism in Eukaryota, Viridiplantae, Streptophyta, Marchantiopsida, Marchantiales, Marchantiaceae.
UGCGAAAGAGCGCUAGACGUCCUCCAGAGCGUGGUCUCCUGUCCCAAGUGUCCAAUCCAAUCCCAGGAGGCACAGAAUCACCAUGUCCAGGGUUAAUAAGAUCGUGGCAUGUGUGAGUGCUUGUGCUUGUGCUUGCGCUUGACUCGGAAGAGUGGGGCUUUGGACUCUGCUGUCAGAGCAGGUGCAGAGUGUGGGCUUUGGGAGCUGGGCGAAGUGGUGCUCCUUUGACAGUGCGCUGAUUUCAGGGACGUGGAGUGGUGGUCGGUUGAGGGCGAGUCUGCAGCUGCAAACAGCGCAUGGAUCCUGCAGGAAUUGGAAAUUUGGAAUGAGGAAACAGAUGGAUUCCUUUAGCUGCUGCUGCUGCUGCUCCUAAUGGUGCGAUGGUGGUUUUGUAGCAAUUUUAGCAGUGGAGUUUUGCAGUAGUUGUUGGCGUUGCCGGUGCGAGUGCUCGUUCAUGCGUAUGCGAUCGAGGAAGGCGAGUGAGGCAUCAGGCGCUGGAGCUGGAGAUGCAGAGUCCUAGGGCUGCAUCGGUUCUCGCGUGGCGCAUGUAGGAAAGGUGGUUAAGUGGUUUUUGUCGGAGAAGUGAAGAAAAAUGUUGGGAUCCAAGGGAACCAUCACUGAGCGGCGGUUGAGGCCUCUGUGGUAUGCGAUAGAUACUCGCAAUUACAAGUCGGCGCUCAAGCUGGCCACAGCUCUUCUUGCCAAGCAUCCUGAUUCUACUUACGCUGUGGCACUUAAAGCCUUGGUGCUAGAGAGGAUUGGGAAGCCCGAUGAAGCACUGGUCCUUUGCAAGCAAGCCAAGGAUACUCGACCAGUCGAUGAUCUGACGCUGAGUACCCUCCAAAUGGUGUAUUCAAGAAUGAAACUACCUGACCAAGCGACAUUGUGCUAUGAACAUGCCUGCGCGGUAAUGCCCAAUAAUGUGGAAAUGUUGAUGGCAUUGUUCAAGUGCUAUGUGCGGGAAUAUGUAUUUGUCAAACAGCAACAGACAGCUAUGAAGCUAUACAAACUUGUUCAAGAAGAGAGGUUUUUGCUAUGGGCCGUCUGCAGCAUCUUGAUGCAGGUUGGCUCCGAGGGCAGUGGCAGCAAAUUGGUUGCGCUCGCUGAGGCUCUUCUGAAGAAAAGGGUUGAUUCACACGGUUUACACGAUUUGGAAGCUUUGAUGCUAUAUAUCAGCGUCCUGAAGCAGCAGGGAAAGUACGAAUCUGCUUUGGAAGUGAUGACGGGGCAGCUGGGUGAGCUCUUUAGUAUCCAAAACGACAAACUUAGGUUGCAGGGAGAACUGCUUAUGCGCUUACAUAAGUAUGAACAGGCGGCUGACGUGUUCCAAGAAGUACUGAAGACCAGCUCAGAUGACUGGGCGGUCUUUGUCUCAUAUUUGGAUGCUUCUCUGGGAGGACCUGAAGUUGAUGCAGCAGGUGAACUUGCAGUUCGUCUUGAGGAACACGAGGUGACCGAGAAGCUCGAAAAAGUCUUGAAACUGGUUCUGGAAAUGCAAGAAAUGCCCGUGGGAGAGCUGAGAAGAGGACCCUUUUUGGCUGUUGUAGAGAUCGAAAAGCGACGCCUUUUGCUUCGAAGAAAGUUUGGAGGAGAGGAUCAAAUAAAGGAACAGUCUGUCAUCCUUUCUGACUCUAUAAGGGCGUUCUUUAAGAGGUUCGGUGCGCUCUUGAGUUUCUCAUCAGACAUUGCAGAUUACCUUCAUUAUGUGGACGAGAGCCAUAGAGAUCAACUUGCAAAGGAUCUGCAUGAACUUAGCUCUCAAAUACAAAACGAAAGUCCGGUCAAGCGUCUGAGGCGUAAGAUCUCCGCAUUUCAGGUCGAAGAAAAGCUGAUGGGAAAGGGAACAUGCACAAACGAAGAUUUGGGCUCGCGGGCAGUGGAUAUCGCGAACCUAUAUAUAGAAAGCCUAGAGCUUUCGGCUGAUCUAGAUGCUCAGGAAAGCAUGCAUGGCGAGGAACUUUUGGUCUUGGCAACUAAUAUUCUAGUCGAGCUAUUUCGGCGUACCCAAAACAUGGGCUUCUUGCUUGAGGCCAUUUUGGUGCUUGAAUUCGGCCUGUAUGCAAGAAGGUUUAGUUCACAGUACAAGCUCUUGCUAAUAGACCUCUACACAAUGGUAUCUGCCAUAAUUCCAGCGCUAGAGUGGUAUAGAACACUGGACGUGAAAUAUAUUUUAGUGGAGACCAUAUCGCAUAUGAUGUUACCCGGUUUGCUGAGUUCCACUCGAUGGUCUGAUCUCCAGAGCCUUUUGAAAGAUGGAAAGGAGUUCUAUGACAAUCACCAGUCGGAAUCUGCAGAUUUUACUAUUCUCGCGUACAACCACUCCACGUAUUCCAAAGUCCUUGAGUUUGUGGAAUUUAAGGAGAGGCUUGAGAGAUCACACCAACGGCUCGUUUUCCGUUCGGAGGCAUCCAUAUUCCCGCUGAAGUUACGUGCUGAGUCGUUGGAGGACGUUGAGUUAUCACUAGCAGAACUAGAUUUCGGCAGGAAACCUCUUGACUGGUGUGGAGAUGAGAAGCUGCUUUUACUCACUUUCAAUGAGGAUCUUCAAACUCGACCUUGGUGGUCUCCAGCGCCUGACGAGUGCUUGCUAGCUGGGCCAUUGAGGAAUGCUGGAGCGGAGAGGAGUUGGCAUCAUGUGGAGACCGAAGAAGAGAAAAAGAGGAGAGAAAGUCGAUGGCGGAAUGCAGUGAAGAGGAGGUGCUUAAUUCCUCGGAUUUUUUGUCUGGUUUUAAGUACCACGAAGGACAGAAACAGUGCUAAGCAGGGGGCGAGUGAUACAGCGGUUGAAUUGGAGAAACUUAUCGAUAGUUACUUGAUGACUAUGGGACUUCGUGCCGACUCGUUGGAGGGUUGGUUACAAGAGGCUAUAUCCUCAGAGCAAGCAUUUGAGACUUCUGGCGUCAAGCCCGUGGAAAUGGUGACAUCAACGUUGUUCUGGACUGCACACCAACUAUCUUGUCGUGAUUCCAAGAGUUGUUCAAGUGUAGCAUCGCUUCUAAAAACUAUAGUCUACGUUGUGGACGAGGUCCUCAAAUGUCUGCAGAGGGAACUCAACGAUACAGAACAUGGUUUAAAAGUUCUAGCUCCAGGAACAGGCUUGUCUGUCCUGGUCGGCCUCAUUUCGGAGUCCUUCACAUGGCUAACUUUGUACUUACAGAGUUGGUCUAAGCAGCUGCAACCCUCCGGCGGUAAGAAGAAAAAAAAAGGUUCAGGGUCAAGUGAGCAGGCAAGUGCACCUAUUGAUAGCCAUUUGUCUGCGUCCCUGGAGUCCCUCAGAUCUGCAGCUGUUUCUCAUCUAGAAAGGGUGCAAGGCGUGGUGAUCGACACCUUUCUCAACAGGCCCGAUCAGAUAGAAGUGGAUGGUUAUAUGACCUUGUUGAAGUCUCCUUUUCCAGGCGCUCCUGGUGAUGUUAUCAAGGUGCUAGAAUCUCCUCAAGGCCUAGACAUUGCUACAAAAUUGGCAGCGAGAACAGCCCAGACGGAGCAACCUUGGCAGGCAGCGGAGCUAAUCAGGAAACUGGUGGCCAGCCAACGCGACACUUCAGCAAGUGUCCGAGACCUUUGUACUUCGAGAUUGACUAUUUUGAAGUCUCUCAGUUUUUCAUCCUUACCCAAUGCUGUAGAAUCUUCGAUAUAGUCAGCCACACAUCCUUUUGAGUUGUUAAGGUCCAUUAAGUGACGGCGGCCUCAUUGAAUCUAAUAUGAAAGCCCAUCAUGGCUGAGUUUAGUCAUCGACAGAG